Messenger RNA from Closterium sp. NIES-65, 2100 nucleotides. The record is from the annotation of a GenBank genome assembly. Lineage: Eukaryota; Viridiplantae; Streptophyta; Zygnematophyceae; Desmidiales; Closteriaceae.
AUGGGUAGCUGGCCGGACGUGGUGGUACAGGCAGACAUGCCCUCUGACGCGCCUCUUGUCUCUCUCCGAUGGUUGAAUGUCUCUGUACCACCUUGCUUCAACAGUGCUGCCAGUGCAAGUGACAGCAGCACUGCCAGCAGCAUUGCCGUUGGCAGUGAGAGUGGGAGGAGCGCAGAGGGGGUGUUGACGGAGGGAGGCACUGUCGUCUCUCUUCUGCUUAUUGAUGCAUCAUGGGGCCUUGCUUCUUCGUCCCUGACCCCCGCCGAGGCCUGCAGCGUGAUGGCUCUGGAGGCGGCCUGCCUGGGCGGGGUGCGGCCGUCAGCAGGCGUGGCGGCCAUCAUGCGCGCCCACCCCGCCUCCGCGCUCUCUAGGCUGACUCACUCCACCGCUGUGUACCUCGAGGCUAAUGAUGUGCUGCCACCUGGCAGCUGUCCAGGCUGUCCUGAUGACCCUCUUCUGAACUGCACGCUGCGCACGCUGGCUUGGCAGCAUCUGGGGGAGGUGGCACCUGAAGGAGAAGCAAGAGCAUUGGGAGCAGGAGCAGCAGGAAUGGGAGGAGCAGCAGCACCCGGAACAGCAGGAGGAGCAGCAGGGGGAGAAGGAAGAGGAGGUGAAGGAGGAGGUGGAGGUGGAGGAGGGGGAGGAGGAGCAGGGCGAGCAGGGGAGGGGAGGCGGGUGGAUUUCACGAUGAGUGCGUUCUGGCCGGCAGAUGCAGCAGCUGUAGCGCGCACCUUCCACCCCCUCCGCGCCCCCCUGUUGUUAGACGUCACUCUUGCCCGCCUGCAAGCCUGCCCCUCCCCUGCUGGCAAGAGCAGUCGCAAGAAGGCUGAUUCAGCUGGCAACAGCAGCAGCAGCGUUGAGUUCAACGCGACGCUGUGCGCGCAGCUGCAGGUGGCGGAGGCGUGGGUGGUGUCGGCAGCAGCGGCGCUCAUCCACACCCGCGCGUCUCUCGAGGCCCGCUUCCUCCGCGCCCAGGCCACCGCCCGCACCGCCCGGGAGAUCCUGGGGUUGGAAGGGGGAAGGAGGUUGGGGGAGAGGGGGAGUGGAGGAGCAGGGGGAGCGGAUGGGGGAGUGGAAGGGGAGGGAGCAGAGGGGGCAGAGGCAGCAAUAGGUGGUGCAGAUGCUGCGGGUGCUGCAGAGAAGGGGUCGUUCUCAGUGCGGCGAGUGCCAUUCGCUGUGGCGCCGACUGUCUGUGAGGCUCCCAAGGCUGAGUCGUUCGGGAAGCAGCGGUUCCUGCGGCAAUUCAUCGUGGACGAAAAACUCAAGGCGAUCUACUGCUUCGUCCCCAAGGUGGCCUGCACAGGGUGGAAAACGUGGUUUCGAGAGCAACAAGGGCAGAGCAACGUGUCAGACGUGUUUCUGACCCAUGACAAGGCGCGCUCAGGCCUGCGCAUCCUCGCAUACCACUUCCCAGAGCACCGGGUUAUUGAGCUGCUGACUCGGCCGGAUUUUUUUAAGUUUUCAUUUGUGCGGAACCCGUAUACGCGGCUGGCGUCCGUGUAUCUGAACAAGCACGUUGGUGGGGGGCCUCCUUACUCGAGACAGUUCUGGAACAAGAUGUUUUUCCGCAAGUUCAUUCCCUUCCGGCGGCUGGUCAAGGCGAAAAAGGGAGAUGAUCUGUUCACCUUGGGAGAGUUUGCGUGGCUGCUGAGGCAGAUGCGGGAGCAGCGCCGGGGACGCAUGGAAUCCCACGUGCAGCCGCAGAUCGACGCCUGCCGGUUUGACAAGAUCCGAUUUGAUUUCGUGGGGCGGUUUGAGAAUCUGGCGGAAGAUGUGGGGCUGGUGCUGCAGAGAUUGAACCGCACUGUGGGCGAGUCGGGCGCGUUUAAGAUCUCAAAAGAUGCUCAUCCGACUAAUGCUGGGAGCAAGCUGCUGGAGUUAUAUGAUGAGGAGUGUGAGGAUGUGGGGGAGGUGCUGCGGAGACUGAACCGCACUGUGGGGGAGUCGGGAGCGUUUGAGAUCUCCAAGGAUGCGCAUGCGACGAAUGUUGGGAGCAAGCUUCUCGAGUUAUAUGAUGAGGUGCGUGAGUGGGUGAGUGGGGCUGGGCGUGUUGGUGUUUGUGGGGCUCAAUUGCACCAUGGGGGUGUUCGAUGCGUUUAA